AUGGUGGAGAUCUUGGGCCCGGUCUCUCCUACUCGUCCCCCUACGCCUCCCCGGACCGCCUCUCGCUUCGUGUCCGUGGACGAGAACAACCCAACCGGUUCGCCUAUAGUCGUCCAAACUCCGGGGGAGUCGCCUUUCACCGUCGUGGGGUCGGCUGGCGCUCCCCCUUCCAGUCGAAGCUCCAAGCGUGUGAACUUCUCGCCCUGGAACAAGUACAUCAAACCACCGACUUUUGCCAAUCCUUCAUCCAACAAGAACCCACCUCCCUCCAACGAGUUGCGACCCGCCAAAUCCAUCCUCAAGGCAACCCAAUCACCAAUCCCAGUGUGGUCGCCCAAUGCCGAUACGUUCACCACCGAGUCGCUUGCCAUGCUGCUCGAAUCCGUCAUCCAGCAGCUGGCCAGCGAGUCCCUCAGCUCCAGGCUCGAUGCAUACAUGCAAUUCUUCGGAGCGUUACGGACGUAUGAAGGGCUGCCGGCGGGACAAGAUAUUGCGGAUAAGCUCGGUCUCAUUACGGAGUUCAUCCAACGCGACGUUAGCAGGGACCUUGUCAACGGCAAGCCAAUGGACACCAACCUAGCCAACCAGGCCCUGAAGCUCUCGGCGGCCUUUGUCUGGCAUGCGGAGAUAUCCACUCAGCUUUCAGACGACUUCAAGAUGUUUCUGGUGGAGCAAUGCAUCACGAGUCUUCGCGAGGCCAAGGUGCCCAAGUCGGUCUUGUCCCAUUAUAUGAACAUUUUGACCACACAGAACUUCGGGCCGAAGAUCAUGAACCACAGCCGGGUCACCCGUCUGUUGACAGAAUUGCAUGAUAUCAACAAGAGGGUUCCUGGAAAUGCCAUUGUCACCUACCAGUUGGGCAUCUACCAGCGUCUUCUCACUCAAUCCAAAACCGCCUUCAUAUCCCAGUCCGAAGUAUGGAUCGAGCACCUGAUCUUUGGUCUUCUUCAUCAUUUGAAGGACAUCCGGCUCAAGGCAAUUUCUUUGGGGUUCCAGAUAUCUGCCGCUGGCAUGGACCUGGUGCUGUCGAGGAACAUCCGAGACCUUUUCGACCGGCCACUCGAGAAUGAUCGAAACUUGGGAGCCGAGAUCCGCGAGCGCAUGUCAAGAAUGAUGGCUUCUACGGAGAGCGGUGUGCAUGUUCCCCAGAUCUGGAGUGUCAUCGUCCUCCUUCUCAGGAGCAAGCGAUGGAGCCUGGAGAAGUGGGAUCAAUUCCGGGAGUGGGUUCUUGUGCUGCAGAAAUGCUUCAACUGCAGUGAACAGGCCAUCAAGGCACAGGCAAUUAUCGGCUGGAACCGGUUUGUUUUUGCUGUUGGCCCAUCUGAAUCGACAAGCCUCUCCCUGCUCAAGAUGCUUGGGAAACCGAUUCUCACCCAGUUUGAACGAAGGAAAGCGGACAGAUCUUGGCAAUCGCCCACAAACCUCGCGCUCAGCAGCUAUUACAACCUCCUCUACUAUGCCUUCCGCCCUUCGACCUCCUAUCGUCAUCUGGAUCGGAUUUGGGAUGAAUACGUCGCUGCUCCUUCAUCGGGUGCAUUCUCGUCCGUCCCGGCUCUCAAUGAUUGUGCAUGUUGCGCAAUUGCGAAUCUGUUGUGGAGUUCGCAGGCCAAGGUUUGGUCAGAGACUCGGAUCACUGACAACGAGAGGCUGCAGCCUGAGGAGCUUCUCUCUAUCGACAGCAAGUGGGUGAGAUCACGAAUCUCUGAGGUCUUGAAGGUCUUUGAGCAUUUAUUCAAGUCGUCUGUCUGGAGUGGCGGCUCGGAUGGCCUUCCCAAUGUGGCCUUGGCUUGGACCAAUCUUGCCAACGCUCUAUCAUUCGCCUCAAGCAAGGAGAUCACCCCUUCGGGUGAGUCUAUGCAGGCCGUUGCCAGCGUCCUUGGACUACUCCAACGGCUUUGGACAGCUGGCCCAUCAUCCUUGAACGCGACAGGAGAACAAUCAGAUCAUGAGUUUCUUGCAAGAUUUCAGCUAUUGUCAACAAAGAUGAUAUAUUCCCUUGGGAGUAUUCCUUUCACAGAGAAGCUUCUUUCGCGAGUGGCCGAUGAAACUUUCCAGAUCUCCAAUACCCCCAGCCACCAUCGGACCGGCCCGGACUCCAACCUUCACAGUUCCAUCCUGCACCUCCUCCAAAUGAUUAGCGAUCCUGGGAAACUUGCAUUGACUCCGUCCUACAAAGACCUAGUGACUGCUAUUGUGCAAGCAUCUUGCAAUGGCAGAAUCUCCCGAUGGUCCCGUCUCGAACUUCUUCAGCAAUUCACAGAGCUCAGACCUGCGGGGAUUGAUUCCCGUUCCCGGGAGCUUCAAGUCUCCGAGGAGAUUUGGAAGACUGUUGCGCAGGAGGCGGCUGAAGCUUUGCGCUCUUUCCCCAUCGAAUCUGCGCGUGAACGUGAUGGAUCUGUUUCGCGAGAUUACGAAAACAUCAACAAGAUUCUUUCCUCCGGCCUUCACUUCUCGAACACAUUCAAAGAAUGGUCUCAUCUCCUCGACUCCUUCUUUCGUGUAGUACGGACGGAGAAGGGGGAUCGACUGCUUGCCACCAUGAUCGUGGAACCCAUGGCCGAAAUUUUGCUGAGUCUUCCGGCUCGGGCUGCUUAUAUGCCAGCGUCAUCACUUCUGGGCCAUGCAUUAUCUAUCCCUUUCUUCCAAGAUCCAGUCACUGGUGGAGAAUAUAGCGGCUCUGGAUCACUUGAAGAAACACUUUUCCCCCAUAAGUUGCUGGAAUUCGUUGGGACAACGCUUUGCAGGGUAUAUGAAAGCUUUGAUGCUUCGGACACGGAUGAUUUGGCCCACUUUGUUGAAUCCCUGACAUCCUUUAUGUCGUCGGGCUUUCCAUCAUUGCACUCCAAGGUUUUGGAGACACUUCAACCGUCCUUGUGCCUUUGGUUGAAGGAUGAGGCAUGUCAAAUUGAUAUCGACCGAGGGGCUAAUAGUCGAAUUCUGACGGCAUGCCGGACGCUUUCAUCUGUUGUCGUUCAUAUCCUGCAGACAGAUGUUUCUCAUGAUCUGCCUUCCUUACAACGAUUUGAGGCCAUCAUCUGCUCGGGCUUGGAAUCGUCGCAUACGUCGACUGUCAAGCGCUUUGCGGAGCUUUGGGGCUCGACGUUUGGUCUGCAAGAAUCCCUCGCGUGUCCUGCUGUUCAGCAAGCCUUGCACACAGCAAAAUUGCGGCUCCAGGCUCCAGUCUCGCAACCGCAAAGUGAUAUUCAGAUGAAUGAUAGCUUAUCAUCCAUGUGUCGAGAAGGACACGAUCAACCGACGAACGAACUCCCUGGUGUCCAAGAUAGUGCCAUGCAGCUUACUACUGCAGAACUCAAGUCGUCCCCUGUCAUUAGGGCGCAAGACUCUUCAUCGAUGUUACCACCUCAACGACGGGAGCCAGCCAUCUCACAGCCUGAAGCUCCCGAGGAGCAAAUUACCGAAAGCACACCGGUCACUAACAAUCGCCAAACGCGACGUGAGGUUUUCAGGAUGAUCGAAGCCAUCCAUUCAUCGUCACCAGCACCCACCCCGGGCAAAUCGGGCCUUCAAACACCCACUCAUCUCCGGCGUCUGCAUCGCUCUGAGUCUGCGAAUGACUUACUACUGACACCUACUUUUGGAGCUGCCGAACAUGAGGGCUUUCUUGGUUCUUCUCCGACUCCUGGAACCAGAGAGCCAACGCCUGCGGCCAGCUCUGAAAUGCCUCAUAUGACGACAACCCACGACAUUGAGAUGAGCAUGGAGACCGAUAUUCCAUCUUCGCCACCAGAACUCCACUCUGGGAGUCCAAGCCCCCGCAAAAACAAAAAGUCUAGAGGCGCACGCCGCAGGUCUGCGCGCAGGAAAGCCACUGCGGCUAGAUCUGGCAAGCAAGAUCCCGUGUCUAACCCGACUGUCUCCAACCUUGAUAUGGCUGAAGACAGCGCAGCAACAUCCACUGGUGAUACAGAGGUCGUCUCCUCACAAGAACCGGAAAUGCCUCUCGGGGGACGUUUGCGUUCUGCUUCUGGCAAAGUCACACCCGCGGAACCGAAAUCUGCACCAACGGCCCCUGUCGAAUCAUCUGCAACUACGGAAACCGUCGAAACACCAACGAGAGACACAGCCGCGCUUUCUUCCCAGAAGACGGCAUCAACUGCUAAGUCCAAAAAGAGUAAGCGGAAGAGCACGCCGAAGCCCAAACCUCAGGAAACUCAGCAGGAAACGGAAGAGCUUGUUGGAGACACAGCUUCUGCUCCUGGGGCUGCAGUCCCCGAUGAUUUUGUCGACUCUGCCAGCGAGGAUGUGGAUACUCAAAUUGCUUCUCAGCUUGAGCAAGACUACCAGCUCUCCCGGAAUGUCGCUGAACCGGAAAACAGUGCUAGUCAUGCUGAGCAACACUCGGGACCCGCUACCAGGAAAAGAAAGCGCCAGGAGGAGACUCGUUCAUCCAGCAGGAUGGAAACGCGCAGAUCCAGCCAACGCUCGGCGACGAAAGAGCUCGUUCCAGAAGCCGCCCAGACUGAGACGGUAGAAUCGCAGAGUUUGGCUGUCCCCGAUGCUACGCCGCGUGUCUCGGCAGAUAAAGAGUCACCAGUAUUGCGUCGCCGCUCAACCCGCAGCUCUCAACUCAAGGAAGUUGAAAGCGCAUUGCCAGACUCGAUUCCGCUAGCCCAAGAGGCGAGACAGGACUCCGCUCUUCAAGAAACAGUUCAAGAAGCAGAAACUCCGCAGCCGCCAUCGAAGCGAAUCCGCAAAUCACUUCCUCGUCCCGUCGCAGAAGAAAGCCCAGCCAAGAACACACCAUCCCGUGAAACCCGUUCCAGUAGGAGACGUUCCCAGCCAAGUCAGAUUGCGUCUCAGUCAGAGUCUUUGCAAGAAGCUGAUACGCAAUUCGAGCAAUCUGCUUCUCAGGGAGAGCCUCAGCAUGACGAGACGCUCGAUCUGGACCUCGUUUCCGAGACUACCCUGUCUCCGGAUAAGCCAGUGGAGCCAAUUGACCUUACUGUGUCAUUCAAUGUACAACCCGAUACUCAGAUGAACGAUGUUGAGCCAUCAACUGAGUCUCGAUCAGUCAACCUGGAUAUUGCAAUGGCGGGAGUGUCUACAGACGGUCCAGCCGACGCUCCAGUGGCCAAGCCAGUCCCUAACAUUGCCCACUCCACAACUCAAACCGAUGAACAAGUGCCGUCCUCUAUCGGAGCAGACAGCAGCGAGGCCGGCAUCAGCCGAUCGCUGAGCAAAAUCCUCGAGAACAUGAAAACAGCGACGCUCAGCCCCACUGCCCUCCGCGAUAUUGACGAUCUCCUGUUCAAUAUCCGCGUCGAAGCCCACGAGGCGUUCCGACGCCACAACCAUUCAGCAUAG
Penicillium riverlandense is the source of this 5325-nucleotide messenger RNA. RefSeq lists its product as uncharacterized. Bases 1 to 5325 code for a protein of 1774 amino acids. The record is from RefSeq and is a predicted model, not a curated record. Gene Ontology annotation, cellular component: nucleus. Lineage: Eukaryota; Fungi; Ascomycota; Eurotiomycetes; Eurotiales; Aspergillaceae. Gene Ontology annotation, biological process: telomere maintenance. The transcript is spliced from 3 exons.